AACUAAAGUUUGUUUCCUUCCUAAACCACCGAGUUAGAAGCUAGAUCUGGAUGUAGAAUCUAAUCUCUAGGCUAGAUCUAGUGUUUCGAUCUAGAUCUAGCCCUAGUUUUCCUUCUCAUUCAUCCAAGUCGUCAGUUUACAUACAUGGAUCAGGCCUAAUCUCCUUAGCCUUAAAAGUUGAGGUGAAAUUGAUUGAACUAGACUACAAACUUGGUUUGACUAAACUUCCUGAAGUUGAAGUAGGGCCUUUACCCGUCCCUGGGAUGCUUGGCCUAGAUUUGAGGUCAAGAUAUCUUGAUCAUAAUCUAGAUCUAGAUCUAGAAAAUCUAGAUCCAGAGUCGCUAAAUUUUGUUUCUCAUCAAAAUUGGGCUAAGUAGAACUGUCUGUUGGAGUCACUUUAAACCUCUUCCUGAUCAUUGUCAUGAUUUGAUGAUUGCAAGAGCUCUGCUGCCCAGGGCCAGGGUAUCGCUGCCCUGAGUUGAUGUUAUAGGCCUACAUCUACUCUGCUAGAUCUGGACAUACUGCCAUCUAGUCAUUCCCACCCUGAAGCUGAAGUAGGCUACACUGUGACUGGGGAGCCUUUCUUUAAGUCUUUUGUUUUCAUAAUUAUGCGGUUUAGACAGCCUGUGUUAUGUUCAUCAUGCGGUCAAGACAGCCUGUAUGUUCAUUAUUCGGUCUAGACAGCCUGUGUAUAUGUUCAUUAUUCGGUCUAGACAGCCUGUGAUAUAUCAUGUUCGUCAGGCCCAUCAGAGUUCACAAGGCUAGUCUUAUCUAGGUCAAGACAAGAUCUCUGACUUCCUGUUCUCAAAGACUUGAUGCAAUCUCUCGCUUUUAUUUGAGAAAAGAAUUUUGACCAAGUAGUUUUGAAAGGCAUGCUGAACGCAAGCAGAGAGACUGUGGACUGGUAACUGUGACGACAGAUUGAACAAAACAGAGCUGCACAAUGGAGAUGUCAUCGUCGGGCAAGCACGUUCCCCCCGUGCAUGUACACGCCAAGCUUCAGAGCACCCAGAUGCACUACACACCCCACAACAUGGCCUCCGUGGCCGCGGAUGCAGCGGCGAGCGUUCACGCCAGCUCACAAGGGGGACAGAUGAACGAUGCCAAGGCCAAGACUGUUCUGAAAGAGGCCGUGGACGCUGUGGUCAAUAGCUUUGCCAAACACACGCAUGGUCACGGUCGAGUGAAUGUCGUGGAGGCGCUGCAGGAGUUCUGGCAGAUGAAGCUGGAGCGAGGGGCGGACUUGACCAACGGAGCCCUGGUGGUGUACGAGUCUCAGCCGGCCACCACGGCACCCUACGUCUGCUUCGUCAGUCUACCGGGAGGCAGCUGCUUUGGCAGUUUCCAGAUAUGCAGCACCAAGGCCGAGGCUCGACGAAGUGCAGCAAAAAUAGCGCUCAUGAACUCAGUGUUCAAUGAACAUCCCUCGCGGAAGAUCACAGAUGAGUUCAUGGAGAAAGCGGUAGCAGAUGCCGUCUCGUCUUUUCAGGGCACCCCCUCGGACGCAGAAAAUCCCAGCACGGGAAUCGGAGCCUUCAAGUUUAUGCUGGAGGCCAACAAGGGGAGGUCAAUGCUGGAGUUCCAGGAACUGAUGACGGUCUUUCAGCUCCUCCACUGGAACGGCAGUCUCAAGGCCAUGCGGGAGCGCAACUGCUCGCGGCAGGAAGUGCUGGCCCACUACUCCCACCGCGCCCUCGACGACGACAUGCGCUCGCAGAUGGCCCUCGACUGGAUCGCCAGAGAGCAGGAGUCGCCAGAUAUCAUCACCACAGAGCUGGAGAUGGCGGAACGAGACCUGGAAGCAGCGCGUCUGGCAGGGAGGGAGCUCCGCUUCUUCAAGGAAAAACGGGACAUUCUUGUGCUGGCCCUGAGUCAGAUCAACCCCAACGGAGAGACCAUCACCUGAGUUUUGGGGAGAGAGGAACUAACAAACACUUUUGUUUCUUCUUUUGGCUGAAUCUUGGAGGUUUCGAACAACGUCUUGUGCAGCUGGCUGAAUGUGUGAGGACUGACUAAAAUUUUAAUUUUGUGCGAAUCUGUCGAGAAUGAAACAUCUUUUACCCGAAUCUAUUAUGGGGACUGAAAUGUCUUUUUCCUGAAUUUUUGGGGACUGAAACGUCUUUUUCCCUCUACCUGAAUCAGUGGAAUGUUGUUGUUUUUUUUACCAGAAUCAGUUAAGUGUCUUUUACUGAAUCUAUUACCUGGGUACCUGAAUUUUGAAGGACUGAAACCUCUUUUUCCUUCUACCUGAAUCAGUGGAAUGGUGGGGGGGGGGGUUUAACCAGAAUCAGUGAAAAUGUCUUUAACUGAAUCUAUUAUCUGAAUUUUUGGGGACUGAAAUGUUUUUUGCCUGACUCUGCGAGAACUGAAACGUCUUGUGCACUGUUGGUUGUGUCUUUGCAGGCUCAAAUCAAAGGUGCUGGUAGCCUGUGCCAAUUAAAUCUGGAUUUCUGAAA
Aplysia californica (California sea hare) is the source of this 2456-nucleotide messenger RNA. RefSeq names its product protein limb expression 1 homolog. NCBI's taxonomy places the organism in Eukaryota, Metazoa, Mollusca, Gastropoda, Aplysiida, Aplysiidae. Gene Ontology annotation, biological process: autophagosome maturation. The record is from RefSeq and is a predicted model, not a curated record. The transcript has 5 exons. The coding region runs from base 944 to 1906 and encodes 320 amino acids. Gene Ontology annotation, cellular component: cytoplasm.